Molecule: messenger RNA, 1200 nt
Organism: Penicillium atrosanguineum
Lineage: Eukaryota; Fungi; Ascomycota; Eurotiomycetes; Eurotiales; Aspergillaceae
Product: nucleoside-diphosphate-sugar epimerase
Exons: 3
Coding region: 1-1200 (399 amino acids)
Source: RefSeq, a predicted model, not a curated record
AUGACACCGCAUGUGCUCCCCGUCAACAAUUAUGUAAACCCUUACCUUCAGGCAUGGUUGCCCAUGUCGAUGGGAGACCGAGCUCUUUUCCCGGCACUACUCUCAUCUUCACUCUCUCACCAAAGGAUAAAUGACCUGCUCACAGGGAGAGCCUUCCUACCUCCAAAUAAAAACGCCGAGUCCAUUCUUCAAGCCUGCUACAAAGAAACAAUUGGUGCAAUCAAUGAUGCUUUACGAGAUCCACGAAGAGCAACGACCGAUGCCACCAUUCUAGCAGUUCUCAUGACAGUCGAAAAACCAGUGUUUGAAAGCAGCAGGGAAUGGUCUCAAGAAUCGCCGUUCCUGGCGUCUCUUCAAAGCCUCCAAUGGUUGAGUGUUCACAGUGCUAGAGAGCCUGAAAUCGCCCACCAGGAUGGCUUGUGCAAGAUUAUCCACUUGCGCGGGGGACUUGCCAGUAUUGAGACACCGGGCGUUGCGGCGGCUGCUUUCUACCGAGUACUUGUCAACGCUACACUAUCGAUAUCUUUUCCAUCGCUGCCGUUCUUCUCGUUGUCUGGAAAAGACAAGCAGGCCAUAAAAGAAGUCAAUACGAACGACCCAACCAGCGCUGAUUCUCGACGAGACUUCUUACAUGAAGCUGGACUCAUUCCGGCCGUUGCAUCGGUAUUCCAAGAGUUGGCAGACUACACAAUAUCCAUUGAAAGCUACACCAGAGGGGACUCGCUGAGACUCGAUGCUCAGACAAUGUGUGACAGGCGGAAUCUCGUCCAGUAUAACUUGAUGUCCAUACCACCGAUCAGUGGCUCAAGGCUAGAGGACGCCGUUUCGGAAAUUUGUCGUAUCGGUGUAAUCAUAUACAGCAUCGGCGUGACAUUCCCACUUGCAGGAGUCGGAGCUCCAUUCGGCAUUCUCGUGCGUUUGUUGAAAGCUGAACUGCAAAAGAGUAAAGUGCUCGAGAUUGACCCACUGCCUCCAGCUACCAGUCAUCUCUUGCUCUGGGCUCUUACGAUGGGUGGUAUUGCGGCAUUGGACAAGCCCGAGAGGCCAUACUUAACCACUGCAUUAUUUAAUGUCAUUAGUCGAUUUAAGCUGACUCAGUGGAAAGAUAUGAAAGUGCAGUAUGGAGAAAAGGAGGAAGCAGGUCUUUUCGAUGCGGCAGAAACCCUGCGAUCUAUGCAGGCGGAGGAGGGUUCGAUGUGA